UUACUACCUUCCAAGAGAAAAAUCAUUGAUGUCGACUGUUUUGGACCGUCCUCUAACAAUGGCCGGCUGGAAUGAGGAAACAGGCAGAGAUUACAGUAUUGUUUACGGUUUUAUGUCGUCGCUUUUGAGCGAGGAGUCGUCAGGUGGGAGAUUCGAAAAAUGUCUUCAUGGAAAGCUUUGCUCGAGCUGCAAGUGCCACGCGCAAGUAGAGAAAAGUCGUUUCGUGCCCGAAGCCACUGAGGGUGCGAAGGCGGGCGAAUGUUCACACUCGCAGAACUUGGUCGUGUUUGACUUCGAUGCUGUUCACCGUGAACGCGCGUUAAACGCGAAACACUUGAAUAAAGGCAGGAGGUGGCGCAAGAAACAUUAUGGGAAGAUAAAGAUGAAAGAAUGAUACAAGAAACGCUCCAAACGAAAUCCAGACGCCAUGGACGGAUUAUACGCUCUCUUGGUAUUUAGGUAUACAUGGACUUGACCGACUAGUUAUAACUUAAACAGGGUGUUUGGUGAUAAAUCUAACACUUCUAGAUAAUAUGAAAUAAUUUCUGUUCAGUUUUUGAAAGUGUAAAAUCCUUAUAUCGCUAUAAACUGUUCGAAGUCAAGAAAGCUUUAACGAGAAGAUAAUUAACUGCCACGGUUUUUGAACCGUUCUGUUUAAAAUUAAACACAGCGAGGUAAGAAAUACUCAUAAUAAUUCCAGAUAUUGUAAUUAAAUCUAAAAUAUAUUUCAUUGAAAAAUUUCUUAUCAUUAUGAAUUUGUAGAAAAAUAAUCGUAAAAUGUAAAAAUAUGGGAAUUAAAUCAACAAAACAUAUGUAUAGUUAGUCUUCGUAUUUUUAGGGCGUACAGCAAUAUACAAGUCCAAAGAUUAUUAAUAUCGAUUGCAUCAUUCUUUACUACAGGUUUACAUGAAUUUUCCUUGUUUAAAAUUCAAAAGCGCCAUUACAAUUUAGGUUUGCACAACUGCAUCGUAGAAAUUUAUUGACGCGCAGUUUUGCGGUACAAAUAAAGGGUCAUGUGCGCCGGCAAUUUAUUGUUCCAUGACCUAUUUUUUGUAUGUUACGACUUGCCCACCCAAAAUUGAUUCCUCGCUGGGAUUGUUUACCGGUUUUGAAGAAAACUAUCAUUUGCUAUGAUAUUCCUGAGUAGUGGCACCUGUCAGGAAAAGCAGUCAUCCAUGAAUCAAUCUAGCCCUACAAUCCGGGUGACUUACGGCGAUGCAUGAGCCUUUGGUGUCUUCGCAAAAUUCGCGGCGUCUGAAAUUUCACAAAUAUCAGUUAAAUUGCGUAACUAUUUUUAAAUAAAAGAGCAACUCCUUUUAAAAAUAAAUUGAUUUGUCUCAUUUGUUUUCCCGUGGUUGUUAAAAGUUAUUUUCAAACUCCAGGAUCCGUGUGCGGUUAAAUGAUUACAGAAAAUAGGUCGUACAUUUUCCCAACCAAACGCUUUUUUUCGUAAAUUUUGAACAUAAGUCACUUAAUUUUCGCUAUUUCACGAACUGAAAUUUCACUGAAACUGAAAUUGUAAUCAAAACUGAUAAAAUCAUAAGUAAACCAUCAAAUAGCAUGUGUGCGUGAAACUGCUCAAGUAGAUUAAGGCCUGCCGGUUCUAAGUCAUUUGUGAUUGUUAUGCAAAGUUUCCAAAAACCAUUGUUAAAGACAUCCUCCACAAGAUGGUAAGGUAAACUAACCUUAAAAACUUCUGAAAACUUGAAAAGAGAAAUCCAGAUUACCAGGUCACGUGAUCGAUUACGCCCUCGUCUGUUCGAAAGUUGCAACCAACGAUACCCACCACUUGCUAAACGUGCAGCUCCAGUUUCUCUUAAUCAAAACUUUGACCCUACAAAUUGUCUACGAAAUCAGCUUGGAGUGGUUGGAAUCUUUACAAAUUGUAGGUGCAAUUGAACCACACAAAGGACUGCAUAGGAC
This is a messenger RNA of Porites lobata, 1923 nucleotides long. NCBI's taxonomy places the organism in Eukaryota, Metazoa, Cnidaria, Anthozoa, Scleractinia, Poritidae. The record is from the annotation of a GenBank genome assembly.